AGGACGCGAAGAAGAAGAAGAAGAAUCGGCUCGUCUUCCUCCUCAGAAGCUAAAAGAAAGGAACUUCGACCUCUAUUUGUACCAGCUUUUUCUUUAGUCCAAGCGUAAAACGGUGGAAAUUGUUUCUAUUUGGACUUGAAAUUUAGGAGGACUAAGGUGGGAUAAAUUCUUACAAACAUGUGGAACGGCCCAGGACCCGGUCCAAGGGGGGGACCCCCGUUUCGAGGGGAUCACCGUGGAGAAAUGUUUGGAGGCAGAGAAGGUUUUCCGCCAGAUUUCCGAGCUAGAGACGGGAUGAACUUUGGUCCGAUGGGUCACAUGGGUCCACGGCCUCACCCACCUAUGGACAUGAGGAGGAUGGGAGGGCCGCCCAUGAGGGGGCGGGACUUAGACCUACAUGAAAUGCAUGAAAGGGAAGCCGGCAGAGAUUUCUUCAGGCCACGAAACGAGCCAGACAUGAGUUUUGGGCGACACUUUGACAUGCCGAUGAGAGACAAACCCAUGAAUCCACCAGGAUUCCCCGGACCAGGCAGGGAUUUAGACAACAUGGGGGGGAGAGGGAUGCCUUCACGGGAACCGAACCACAGAUUUAUGGACAUGAGAGACAGAGAUCCGCUUCACUCCGACAUGCCAAGGUUUGGGAAUCCAGACGGAAGAAGAGGGUUUCCCGCGGAUAGAAAUGAGCCUUUCAGGGACAUGUACGACAGGCCUCCUAUGGGUCCUGGGAGCGCCGAUCCCUUCAAUAUGGACUUGCCUCCACAUGAAAGGAGAAUGAUGGACACAGACAGACGAGGACCGCCCCCCUUUAAUCCAAGAGGCCGAUUUGAUUCUGAUAUGGACUUCAGGAAUCGACCAGGUCCACCUGUCGAGUUCAGAGGCAGAGAUCGCUCUCCGUUACAGUUUGGAAAGAAUGACGUUCCGCUCGUGGACGAGGAAAGACCAGACCUACCUUCAAAUGUUGUUCCUCCUAAGAGAUCGGAGUUCUUAGCCGAUGAGGACGACAUGAGCCGAAGAGGGAAUCUGGAUUCAAGUGGCAGUCCUUUCAUGGAUUAUCGGAGUGGUGAGGAAUUGACUCUCGCUGAAGAAUGGAAGAACCGUCAAAAAGACAGGAAUCCAUAUGUGGAUAAAGACGUCGGGAGCAUCCCUGAGCCCACGUUCCCACCAGAUUUUGGCAGAAAUUUGGGCCCAAGAGAUCCACCUCCUUUUAGUGACAGAGAAAAGCCAGGUUUAGGCUUCCCGGGAAAAGAUGCUAGUUUCCCACGCAGGGAUCGCUUUCCUCCACUAGAUAUGCCACCUGUUGGCAACAAAGGUCCACAAGGAUGUCCUCUUCCCGAAAUGAGUCCUCUGAGUGGCCAUCUGAAUAGAGACAGUAAGCCGUGGCUUGAAGAAAAGGACCCCAAAUAUCCUCCGAGCAAAGUGAGCGGUGCAGAAAUGCCUCCUUAUCAGAAGAAGAAUCUGCCCCCGCAUGAAGGUCCGGAUCCAAGCGGGGGCUUUAAAGGGAUGAAGGAUCUGCCGCACAGCCAAAGUCCUUCCACGGUUACACUAAGAGGAGAGCAUGAGUUCCAGAGCAGCUCUGCACAGGCCAGAGACCAGGACUACAGGGACAUCGAUUACCGGACGGCAACUGGAAGAGUAUUUGAAUACAAACACAAAGAACUUCAACCACCAGAGGGUCUCAACAAAGACUCCAAACCAGUUCCUCCUUCAGAGUUCACCGAUUCUGCCUCCCAGGAUCAAGAUUACAGGAAUGCAUCAAUGGAGGAGAAAGUUUCAAAUAUUAUAUCCGUAACGGGAAUUCCAAAGUCUGCAACAAUGGAACAGAUUCUCGGUGCCUUUGCGGUCCGUGACGGUGUGCCAAUGCAGGGAAUGAAAAUCAAAACGGUCAUCCCAGGUUACAGCUACGAUAUGGCCUAUGUGGAGUUUUUAAACCUCGAGGAUGCAGUCCACUUCAUGGAGUCCAACAAGGCUUCUCUAAAAGUUGGCAAUAGAACAGUUUCCUUGAAGUAUAUCCAGCCAGACGAAUGCGAAAGAAGUCUUCAGAAAUCAAAUCAAGCAGUACCUCAAACUCUGGACCCCCAGUUGCCCAAAUUAAACAAGUCCCCAGAGGAGAUGGAUGACACCUUUAAUGGCUCCGCCCCAAAAGAUGUAAUGGAGCAGUCGUUCCAGGACCAGUGGCAGCGGAGCUCUGACCUGACUCCAGAGGCCUGGCAGCAGCAGGUGGACCAGCAGCUGCUGGAGGAAGCGGGCGAGAGCGGCCUUCCUCAGAGCGGCUCGGACCAGGCGCCGUCCGUGUUCAAAGACAGUAAAACCAUGAUCAUAAAAAAUGUGAAGUUUACCACCACAGUGGAGAGCAUCCUCAAGGCUUUGGAUCCGUUUGCAUAUCUGGAUGAGAGGAAUGUUCGUCUGGUGAAAAACGUCCGUCUGAUGAAAUGCUUCUGCUUCGUAGACAUGGACUCCCAUGAGCAAGUGACUCGUCUGGUGGAGCUCCUCACCAAACCCCGACCCCUUUAUAUCGACGGAGUCCGAGUUUAUGCUGAGGUAGCAAAACCCCUGAAAAACCAGAGUUUUAGAAGAGGUUUAGAGAAACCGAACUCUUCAGUUCUUGGGUUUCCACCUGACAACAGCAUCUCGCAGCAGCCGUACUCACAUCCUCCACCCUUCAUGCCACCUCUGCAUCCUCCUGUGGAUCCAGCAUCUAGAAUAGAAGGUUUUUCUUCAGGUAGUGUGAUGAGUGGCAGCAAUAGUUCAGAUCCAGCAUCAAAUCCUAGCAUGAAUCAGGCAAUUGGCUACAAUGAAGCUGCAGCUGUCGCUCCGUUCUAUCAGGGCGGCGCUCCUCCUUUCCCUGAAGACCCAGCAGGGGCUACUUCCACUCCGGACGCGUCGCAGGUUUAUAUUUAUGGCUCUGAGACUCCGGACAUGUCAAGCUACUUAUACGAUUCAACGUCGGGCUUCUACUACGACCCGGAAACGACACUGUACUACGAUCCACACUCGAGGUAUUUUUACAACGCCCAGACUCAAGAGUACCUGUACUGGGACGCUGCCUCAAAGACCUACAUCCCGGUUCCUGGAGGUUACUCCUCAGACUCCCAGCCUGUGAUGAUGACCGCUGAGGAUCAGGCCAUUCUUUCCAACCCAGCAGCAGACGCUCCUCUGGAGAUGAAGAAACCAUCCGUGGCUCCAGAGGUGUUGCCGGCUCCGGCUUUAGCUGCCAGCUCCCCUCCAGAAGCCGUCCCAGCAGCCACGGCGACUCCAGACAAGAAGGAAGAAGAUGAAGCUGCUAAGAAGGAUAAAGAGAAGGACAACAAAGACGAAAAGCCAAAAAGUCUGGCUGCUGUCAAAAUCAUGAAAGACAUGGAACGCUGGGCGAAGAUCCAGAACCAGAAGAAGGAAAGUUGUCGUCCUCCGCUCCCGUCUCCAGUUCUGAAGACGGGAGCGGAGGACGACAAGAGGCAGUCCAAGUCUGCAGACGUGGCUUUCGCCGUGUUUGAAAGGAAGAUCUCAGGCAGUGAGGAUCUUUUCAAGAAGCCUGUAGCUCCUGCUAAGAAAGACGAAAAGUCAAAGCGGCCUAUCGGCUCUUUGGGAAUGCUGGCAUCAGAAUACGCAGCAGGAAGUGAUGAAGAGGUGGAGGAAGAUCACGAAGAAGCAGCAAAAAUCAGCCAGCCCAGCCGGCCGGAGGAGAAGGAGGACAAGCUGACAGACUGGAAGAAGAUGGCCUGUUUGCUGUGCAGGAGGCAGUUCCCCAACAAGGACGCUUUGGUUCGCCAUCAGCAGCUGUCUGACCUACAUAAACAAAACAUGGAGAUCCACCUCAAGAUUAAGAGGUCAAAGAAGGAGCUCGAAGCUUUGGAGAACCAGGAAAAGGAACUGAAUGCAAGAGAAACUACUAAAUCACCAGAACCAAAAAGAAGGAAGCAUCAUCAUCAGCAGGCGCAGCAUCAGAACAUGUGGGCUGGAAGUUCCAGAGAAAUGAACAAAGUCAGUGAAAGGCCUGGACUGGGGGCUGAACCAGUUCAACCGAGGAAGAAGAAGGAGCCGGUCGUUUGGGACCACGCCACCUACAAACAAGCAGUCCGCAAAGCCAUGUUCGCUCGGUUCAAGGAGCUGGACUGAAAUCACCUGAACACAUCUUUAUUUUUAAAUGUGAAACUUUCAUUAGUGACACGAGGAAUCCUUUUUUGUUUUUGCUUUCUGACACUCGGUUUAUACAGUUCAAAUAAAAAUGACAAAUUAUGAGGGUUAAAGCUGUCUUCAAAACUGAAACUAUACUGCUACGAAUUUUGUACAAAAAAGUGAAAAAUAAUUAAGAUGUUUUUUUUGUCAGUGUUUUCAUGUGGCCAGUGUGACUGGCCACAUGAACUGUGAAAUGUCUUUGUUUUUCCUCUCCAAACACUUCAGUCAUUUUGGCCACAUUUUGUUUGUAACUAAGACAUUUUUAGGUUUUCAUUUUCACGGAUCAACUGUUCAUUUUAGUAAAAAUGGAGAAAAGAAUUA
Oryzias melastigma (Indian medaka) is the source of this 4494-nucleotide messenger RNA. It is a transcript of the gene rbm6, whose product is annotated as RNA-binding protein 6. The transcript is spliced from 23 exons. Gene Ontology annotation, cellular component: nucleus. The coding region runs from base 178 to 4113 and encodes 1311 amino acids. Lineage: Eukaryota; Metazoa; Chordata; Actinopteri; Beloniformes; Adrianichthyidae. Gene Ontology annotation, molecular function: RNA binding. Gene Ontology annotation, biological process: mRNA splicing, via spliceosome. The record is from RefSeq and is a predicted model, not a curated record.